This is a messenger RNA of Aspergillus uvarum CBS 121591, 588 nucleotides long. Its product is annotated as YciI family protein. Bases 62 to 532 code for a protein of 156 amino acids. The transcript has 3 exons. Lineage: Eukaryota; Fungi; Ascomycota; Eurotiomycetes; Eurotiales; Aspergillaceae. The record is from RefSeq and is a predicted model, not a curated record.
CUCGUGAGUCGCAACAGCACAUCCACUUUGCUCCUACCUCAAUCAAGUCAUUUGUCUUAGUAUGGCGACAAUCAGCUGUGUCCGUCAGUCCCUUCUGAGUAGCCUUAGGCUCUCUCAGGCCAGAUUUGCUUCUUCCGCUGCUGCUGCUGCAACUGGUUCUUCUGCAUCUUCGUCCCCUUCUGCUCCUCCUGUUGCUGCUGCGGAGCCAAGGGAAUGGCUUGUGCUCUUCCCUGACAUGCCCAAUGUGCUUGAUCGUCGUCUGGAAAUCCGACCCCGUCAUUCCCCGAACUUUGUCCGCCUCCACAAGGAACAGUGGGUCACCUGGGCUGGACCCGUAUUCGAGAAGCACACCUUCCCCGGCAACCCCCGCCGACCCUUCAAGGGUUCCGUGAUGGUGAUCAACGAGGUUAGCAAGGAGCAAAUUUGGGACCGUUUGAAGAGCGACCCCUAUAUCCAGGAGAGCAUUUGGGAUCUUGAGAAUGCCCGGGUGAUUCCUUUCGUCACCAACAUGAGACGAACCCCCCAGAAGUGAAUGUUAAUCAGAGUAUUUGUAAUGCCACACGUGGUCAGUUUUAUCGUGAUUUGAUA